Phalaenopsis equestris is the source of this 3660-nucleotide messenger RNA. RefSeq names its product probable cellulose synthase A catalytic subunit 1 [UDP-forming]. Gene Ontology annotation, molecular function: cellulose synthase (UDP-forming) activity. The transcript is spliced from 14 exons. NCBI's taxonomy places the organism in Eukaryota, Viridiplantae, Streptophyta, Magnoliopsida, Asparagales, Orchidaceae. The record is from RefSeq and is a predicted model, not a curated record. Gene Ontology annotation, cellular component: trans-Golgi network; plasma membrane. Gene Ontology annotation, biological process: plant-type primary cell wall biogenesis; cellulose biosynthetic process. The coding region runs from base 209 to 3469 and encodes 1086 amino acids.
GAGAUAAGAGGAGGAAGAGGAGAAUGCGUGUGAUGGAGAGAUAGUGAGAGAAGAAAGAAGGAAUGCAGCGGAGGGAGGGAGGAAGGAGCAAUCUUGGGGAAGAAUUGAAGACAGAUCCCAUUUUUUUUCAAUUGGCAAGCAGAUGUUUUUGUGAAGUUCUCACUGUGAAGUAGUUGAAGAAGCAGGUUUUGUUUGGAGAUUCGAAGCCAUGGAGGCCAAUGCGGGCAUGGUUGCCGGAUCUUACAAGAGGAACGAGCUGGUGAUGAUUCGCCGGGAAGGGGAUUCGGCGCCAAAACCUUUGAAAAACCUAAACGGCCAAAUUUGUCAGAUCUGUGGUGACACUAUUGGCCUUAAUGAAAAAGGUGAUGUUUUUGUUGCCUGUAAUGAAUGUGCUUUCCCAGUCUGCCGACCUUGUUACGAGUAUGAAAGAAAGGAAGGGAAUAAAUGCUGUCCCCAGUGCAAGACCAGAUAUAAGAGACAUAUUGGAAGCCCUCGAGUUGAGGGUGAUGAUGAAGAGGAUGACGUUGAUGAUCUGGAUAAUGAGUUCAGUCACCCUAAAGCAACUAAUAAGGCAACAAAUCCUUGGUCGGGAGGCAGGGAAGAAGUUGUUGAACUCUCUUCAUCAUCUAGGCAUGAACCUUAUCAUCGCAUAUUAAGGCUAACUAGUGGGCAACAGUUUUCUGGAGAAAUGACUGAUGCCACACCUGAUAAUCUAUCUAUUCGGAGUCAAUCAGGUCCUUUGGGAUCCCAUGAAAAGCGCGGUCCUACAUAUCUCGAUCCUAGCUUGCCAGUUCCUGUAAGGAUUGUCGACCCAUCAAAGGAUUUGAACUCAUACGGGCUGGGAAGUGUUGACUGGAAGGAAAGAGUUGAGGGUUGGAAACUUAAGCAGGAUAAAAAUAUUAUGCAUGUACCUAGCAAAUACAUUGAUGGCAAAGGAGACAUUGAAGGAACUGGUUCAAAUGGUGAAGAUCUUCAAAUGGCUGAUGAUGCUCGCCAGCCUCUAAGCCGUGUAGUUCCUCUUCCAUCCAACCAGCUCAACCUUUACAGAUUAGUCAUCAUAUGUCGGCUCAUCAUCCUGUGCUUUUUCUUCCAGUAUCGAGUAACACAUCCGGUGCCCAAUGCUUACCCAUUGUGGCUAACAUCAGUUAUUUGCGAGUUUUGGUUUGCUGUAUCAUGGCUGCUGGAUCAAUUCCCAAAAUGGUAUCCAAUCAAUCGUGAAACAUAUCUGGACAGGCUUGCAUUAAGAUAUGAUAGGGAUGGAGAGCCUUCGCAGUUGGUUUCCAUUGAUGUUUUCGUCAGUACGGUGGACCCUCUUAAAGAACCCCCUCUCAUAACAGCCAACACUGUGCUUUCUAUUCUUGCGGUGGACUACCCCGUCGACAAGGUUUCAUGCUAUGUAUCAGAUGAUGGUUCUGCAAUGUUGACAUUUGAAGCGCUUUCAGAGACGGCAGAGUUUGCUAAGAAGUGGGUCCCAUUUUGCAAAAAACACAACAUUGAACCACGAGCGCCUGAAUUUUACUUCUCACAGAAGAUUGAUUACUUGAAAGACAAAAUCCAGCCUUCAUUUGUGAAAGAAAGGAGGGCAAUGAAGAGGGAAUAUGAGGAGUUCAAAGUGCGCAUAAAUGCUCUAGUAGCUAAAGCACAGAAAACCCCUGAAGAAGGCUGGACUAUGCAAGAUGGAACUUCUUGGCCUGGAAACAAUCCAAGAGAUCACCCUGGCAUGAUCCAGGUCUUUUUGGGACACAGUGGUGGACUUGAUGUAGAUGGUAAUGAGCUACCACGACUCGUUUAUGUUUCCCGUGAGAAGAGACCAGGCUUCCAACAUCACAAAAAAGCAGGUGCUAUGAAUGCGCUGAUUCGAGUAUCUGCUGUUCUAACAAACGGUGCAUUUCUUCUUAAUGUUGACUGUGACCAUUACUUCAACAACAGCAAAGCUCUUCGAGAAGCGAUGUGCUUCUUAAUGGAUCCAGCGCUAGGAAAAAAGACAUGUUAUGUUCAAUUUCCUCAGAGGUUUGAUGGCAUUGAUAUACAUGAUAGAUAUGCCAAUCGCAAUAUUGUAUUUUUUGAUAUCAACAUGAAAGGUUUAGAUGGCUUACAGGGCCCUGUCUAUGUGGGCACAGGAUGCUGUUUUAAUAGACAAGCCUUGUAUGGGUAUGAUCCUGUCUUGACUGAGGCUGACUUGGAACCUAAUAUAAUCAUUAAGAGCUGCUGUGGUUCAAGAAAGAAAGGAAAUGGUAUGAAUAAGAGCUAUAUUGAUAAAAAGCGGGCUCUUAAGAGGACUGAAUCUACUGUGCCCAUAUUUAAUACAGAAGACAUUGAAGAAGGUGUCGAAGGAUAUGAAGAGGAGAGGUCUCUGUUGAUGUCCCAGAAGAGACUGGAGAAGCGAUUUGGUCAAUCACCAAUUUUUAUUGCAUCCACAUUCAUGGAGCAGGGAGGCAUCCCAGCAUCUACCAAUCCAUCAUCACUACUUCAGGAGGCCAUCCAUGUUAUUAGCUGUGGGUAUGAGGAUAAAACUGAAUGGGGAAAAGAGAUUGGUUGGAUCUACGGCUCAGUCACUGAAGAUAUUUUGACUGGAUUUAAAAUGCAUGCUCGCGGAUGGAUAUCAAUCUAUUGCAUGCCACCACGCCCGGCGUUCAAAGGUUCCGCUCCGAUCAAUCUUUCUGAUCGCCUUAACCAAGUGCUUAGAUGGGCCCUGGGGUCAAUUGAAAUAUUGCUCAGCAGGCAUUGUCCCAUUUGGUAUGGUUAUCGUGGAAGGUUGAAGCUUCUGUCAAGGAUAUCAUAUAUCAACACCAUAGUUUAUCCUAUCACAUCCAUUCCACUAAUUGCCUAUUGUGUGCUCCCUGCCAUAUGCCUUCUAACAGGCAAAUUUAUCAUUCCUGAGAUAAGCAACUACGCUGGCAUGUGGUUCAUUCUCCUCUUUGCAUCUAUCUUUGCUACUGGAAUUCUCGAGCUGAAGUGGAGUGGCGUCGGAAUUGAGGACUGGUGGAGAAAUGAGCAAUUCUGGGUGAUUGGCGGCACCUCCGCUCAUCUUUUCGCCGUAUUUCAAGGGCUUCUUAAGGUACUUGCUGGUAUAGAUACAAACUUUACUGUCACAUCCAAAGCAUCGGAUGAAGACGGCGAGUUUUUUGAGCUCUAUGUUUUCAAAUGGACAAGCCUCCUUAUUCCUCCCACCACAGUCCUGGUUAUAAACAUGGUGGGGAUUGUUGCUGGUGUUUCCUAUGCCAUCAACAGUGGAUAUCAGUCUUGGGGUCCUCUCUUUGGAAAACUAUUCUUCUCAUUUUGGGUCAUUGUACAUCUCUAUCCUUUCCUCAAGGGUCUAUUGGGACGACAAAACCGAACACCCACCAUAGUCAUUGUGUGGUCGAUUCUUCUCGCGUCGAUAUUCUCGCUCUUGUGGGUGCGUAUCGAUCCCUUCACUUCCCCAUCACAGAAGGCUGCAGCUGCUGGACAAUGUGGCAUCAACUGCUGAUUCUUUAAUUCAAUGUCGAUACCAUAUAGAUGCUUUUGAGGAGAAAGACUGAACUUUUGCGAUAGAAAAAACAACAACUCCAAGCUGUUGGAGAAGGAAAUGUAGAACAAGUUUAAAGUCAUGUUUUCAUUUUGUGUAUUGUUAGACAUCUUGCAGUGGUGGAACAAAGUUUCCAUUUGAUAUUUGCUCUA